This is a messenger RNA of Dicentrarchus labrax (European seabass), 4398 nucleotides long. RefSeq names its product F-box protein 10 (gene fbxo10). The transcript has 11 exons. Gene Ontology annotation, molecular function: protein binding. The record is from RefSeq and is a predicted model, not a curated record. Lineage: Eukaryota; Metazoa; Chordata; Actinopteri; Moronidae. Bases 388 to 3345 code for a protein of 985 amino acids. Gene Ontology annotation, biological process: ubiquitin-dependent protein catabolic process; protein ubiquitination; regulation of apoptotic process.
ACCACAUUAUUAAAGUUACAUUGGAUUUUAACUGGUUAACAACAAUGUUAACAGCGGUCCGCUUCCACCAGGUUAACGCCCACUCAUGGGAAGCGGAAGACGGACCAGCUCUCUGUUUGUUUCGUGGUCUCUUGCCGUAAACUGGAAGCAAUUGAACUCCAUUUCGAUGGCACAUCUGCCAUGGAUUGUUAUGAACUCUGGAAGCAGUGAGGAAAAAGUCGCUAUCGCAGACAUGUAAGGCCCGAAAAAUAGAUCGAUAGCUUGACAGGUCGAUAAAUAGCUCUUCUCUGAACAUCGAACCGAUGUGUUAAUUCAUCUAACUAUGGCAGUGUGGUAAAAAGGGGGCCCCUCUCGUCGCGGUGCUCCCCAGCCGGCGUCUCUGCUGCCAUGGAGGUGGGCAGCCUCCCCGUGGAGCUGUGGAGGGUUAUUUUGGCCUACCUCCCUCUCCCUGACCUGGGCCGCUGCUGCCAGGUGUGCCGUGCCUGGCGGGAGCUCGUCCUCUCUCUUGAUAACACCCGCUGGAGACAACUCUGCCUAGGCUGCCCUGAGUGCCGACAUCCCAACUGGCCCAGUCAGCCCCAUGUGGAGCCCCCAUCCUGGAGAGAGGCCCUUAAGGAGCAUGCCCUGGCCACCCGCACCUGGAAUCAAAAUGGCCCAGAGCUCCAGUCCUCCGCCUGCCUCCUCUUUUUCCGUCGCCGAAAAGACCGUAGGGUUUGGCAUGUGGGGCCCGGGUGCGAGUUUGAGACCCUUCGCGGGGCCCUCGGGGUGGUGGGGCCAUAUGACCGUGUGGUUCUCCAUCCGGGGGUAUAUGAGGAGCAGGCUGAAGUGGCACUGAAGGUGCCUGUGGAGCUGGUUGGGCUGGGCCGAUUGGGUGAGGUGGCCCUCCUGGUGUGUAUGGAGCAGCAGUGCCCCACUGCCAGGCUGUGUAAUCUGGUGUUCAUGCCACCCUGGUUCUCCACUGUGGUCUAUAAGACAUCAUGGGGUCAUGUCCAACUGGAUAACUGCAACUUUGAGGGGGCUCAGUUGCAAGUCCGCGGCCCAGGAACCUGCCAGGCUCGUUUCUGCUCCUUCUCACAAGGCAGCUCUGCCCACUUGCUGGGUGUUGUACUCAGUUUAUUGGACAGCUGUGACUUCUCUGGAAGUGACACAGCCUCUGUGACUGUUGAAGGUCCUCCAGUUUCAGAAAGGAACUGGGCUUGUAAACACUUGGCUGCCCUGGCCAGGACUUUGCCGUCAUGUAGCGUAUCUGGGAAUAACGACAGCCCUCCCAGAGGCCGUCUGGCUGGCUCCACUGGUGGGCAUCAACCUCCUGGUGCUAAUGUCAAAAAGGAGCAUGUGAGCAUAGAAGACUGGCAGAGGAGGACCGGGGUAGAUGCAGUGUGUCAGGGCACAGUGAUUGAAGACUGCUGGAGCGACGGUGACCGCAGCGAGGGAGAAGAGGAGAAUCAAGAUGGAGGAGGAACUAACAACACCAAAAAUCAAUUUACAUUGGAUUACAAAAUCCCAUGUGACCAUCAUGGUCUAUCCCAUUUGCUCAAGCCCCGGCCAGAUGGCUCUCUGCCAUUAGCCUCCUCCCCGGAUCCCCCAUCUGUGACCCCUGAACCCCUCACCUUUCAGCAAGAACUAGACAGGGAUCCAGAGGCUCAGAUGUUGGCAGCAUCCACCCUCGGCUGUAUCCUCAGACGCUGCCUCUUCAGGGAAGGGAAGGGUGGCGUGCAUUUAUCCAAUUACGGACAAGCUCGGCUGGAGGGGAAUGUUUUCCGUGGGCUCAACUAUGCUGUCCGCUGCAUCCAGAACUCCACAAUAGUGAUGCUGAGAAACGAUGUGUGUGAGUGCCGUGCAUCAGGUGUGUUCCUGCGCCUCUCUGCUCAGGGCCUCAUUGCAGAAAACAACAUCCACUCGAAUGGGGAGGCGGGGCUGGACAUCCGAAAAGGGGCUAACCCCAUCAUCGUGUGCAACAAAAUACACAGUGGUCUGCGUUCAGGGGUGGUUGUCCUUGGCAAUGGGAAAGGUUCAAUUCGGAGCAACCAGAUCUUUAACAACAAGGAAGCGGGCGUGUAUAUUCUCUUUAGCGGGAAUCCUGUGGUCAGUGGGAAUCACAUCUUCCAGGGCCAGGCAGCCGGGAUAGCUAUAAACGAGAACGGCAGAGGGAUUAUAACAGAGAAUGUGAUCAAAGAGAACCAGUGGGGGGGCGUGGACAUUCGCAGAGGAGGUGACCCCAUCCUGAAGAACAACUACAUCUGUUAUGGCUACUCGGAUGGCGUGGUGGUGGGAGAGAGAGGUCGCGGACUUAUUGAGGGAAACCACGUCUAUUGUAACAAAGGCUGUGGUGUGUGGGUUAUGUCGUCCAGCCUCCCGCAGCUACUGGGAAACUACAUCACCCAUAACUGUAUGUAUGGGCUGGCGGUGUUCUGCAGGAAGGACCCAGAGAACAUUGAGGCCAGGGAUGGGAACUGGCCAGGGCAAGAAGGGAUUGGGGGAGAAGGAGGCAGCGGGGAAAGGAGGGGGGUAGAAGCAGAAGGGAGAGAAGGGCAGGAGAACUUGAAUGAAGAGGGGGAGCUGUUUGCAUGGGAGAGCGAUCUGGACAGUGAGGAUGAGCGCCACUCUUCCCGUCGUUCUAUCAGUGUGGCCCUGGUGGAGAGCAACUGUAUGAACUACAAUGGAGCAGUUGGUCUGUAUGUGAAAAGCAGUGAGCCCCUGAAUGUUUUCGCCAACCUCGUAAACGGCAAUCGUGGCACUGGCAUUGCUGUGCUGCAGAGCAGUCAGCUGACCCGACUGGUUACAAACUGCAUUCUUGAAAAUGGUCGAGGUGGUGUUACGGUGGAGAAGGACUGCCGAGUGGAGCUUCGUGGCAACGGAAUUUAUAAAAACAGUGGGCACGGUGUCGGUUUCAGUGGUAACGGGCAGAUUGUGGAGAAUGAUGUGGUUGGAAACCGGGGAUAUGGGAUCCAAGUCUCUGGCGGUGCUGACAUCAAGGUAAUGCGCAACCGUGUCCAACCAGCACAGGGCUGUGGAAUCGCUGUGCUAGGGCCAGUAAAAGGUGUUGUCCAUGACAAUCUCCUGUUCCAGGGCCACCCUGGAAACAAAAAAACACUGCUACAUAUGGAUCCUGGCAAUGAGAGCUGUGUGUUGCGCAACAACAGUGUUCUAAGGCAUAAUAACAGCUGUACAUCUGCUCCUCCCUGGGUUUUGGAAAACCCUCCACCUCGUCCACUGGCCAGCUCCCCCUCUGGCCUCUCCUCAUCCCAAUAUCCUUCCCGACUUGGAAUUUCUAUGACGACCAGGAUCAGCGCCACAGUAGAAAGCGGUUGCCACAGUGGCAGCAUGUUCUGCUCCAUCCUGUGAAUCCUGCCGAACACUCCAGAAACCAAUAUGAAUGACUUUCCAGAAAUGUCAGCAUCUGGUCACUAUGUACAUCAUACAUGUGGAGCACUGACCUUCAAAAAUGAUGCCCUCCCGAUGAGGAGUAACUGUCCAGGAAGCAAGAGGCUGCUCCGAGUAUAACCACUAAAAAGGGGCCAUCCACCUUCCAGUGCAUUAGGGUGGCACAACAUUUUGUAAAUUUGAAAUCAGACUUUGUAAGUUUAUGAUAAAAUUCCAAUGCGCUCGUCAAAUGUUGACUAAUGAAGUGAAGCACAUGAACUCAUCGUCUUAAACAACCAUUUCCAUACUGAAGCUUUAACUUAAUCAUGUCCUUUUACGUGCAUAUUCAUGUACAGAACUGCUGUAGACUUUGUUUUUGUCAGUUUGCUUCUGAGACUCACUGGUUAGGACGUGCACAUUUAUAAAAAUCCUAGCAGGAGCCAGAGGUGUCAGAGAUGCCAGCUUCAACCAUGCUACAAAGUAAAGCUGUGCCUUGUUUGACUUUUUAAAAUCAAUCAAUGAUUGUAGCUAGGGGAGGUGUUGUCAUAGUGUGAGGUGUAUAUGCAAAAAAACAAAGCCAAACUUAAGCUUCUGCCUCUUGCAGAGAGCUGCUGUUUCCAGGUGAGUCUGUUUUUGGUAUCUUGCCCUCAGUGUUGUUUUGAGAACGUGAUGCACUUCAGCUUUCUUUGACUUUGUGAAAUUCAGCGAGGGAGGACAAGUUACCAUUCCAGAUACCAUCAACACACUGCACAGUGACACAACCACAGACUCACCCGGUAAUAGCCAGCUAUAGAAGGAAAGGUGUUCAGUGUGCAAUAUGUGCUGUCUACAAAUGUGCCUAUACGUCUAAUUGUGGUUUUUUUUGUUUUUGUUUUUUUUAAGCCAAGAUGUUUUCUGUCAUCUAGAAUUUGUUACGGCUCAUUACUCUGCUUUUUUUGUAUCUUGCACAGUACGCAUUAAGGAACAUGUACAAUUCAAAGUUCUCCACUUUAUUUGUCUACAAAAUACAUUAAUAAACUUUCUUGUUUUGUGGGA